Messenger RNA from Synchiropus splendidus (mandarinfish), 1623 nucleotides. RefSeq names its product poly (ADP-ribose) polymerase family, member 16 (gene parp16). Gene Ontology annotation, molecular function: NAD+ poly-ADP-ribosyltransferase activity; protein serine/threonine kinase activator activity; kinase binding. Bases 378 to 1364 code for a protein of 328 amino acids. The transcript has 8 exons. Gene Ontology annotation, cellular component: intracellular anatomical structure; endoplasmic reticulum tubular network; membrane. Lineage: Eukaryota; Metazoa; Chordata; Actinopteri; Syngnathiformes; Callionymidae. Gene Ontology annotation, biological process: endoplasmic reticulum unfolded protein response. The record is from RefSeq and is a predicted model, not a curated record.
UAACUUGGGCAGGGAGCGAACGCAGUGCUCUGGUGUGGAUGUUUUGGGGCUGAGCGGGGAUUUUAAGGUGUGUUGGUGGUGUGUUGUCGGUGUCGGUGAUGCUGCAGAAGGACACCGAGCAUCGUGAUCGCGGCCGAUGGAGAGGCGUCCUUCAGCCCGGGUGACUCUUCCACGGAGCUCCAGAACCGCCGGCCCACCCCCGGCCUCGACGUUUUAUUGAAAGUGUAUUCCAGCGGGUUUUUCUAUUUUCUAUCCCCCUCAGCUCACCACCACCCCCCUCCUCCUCCAUCUGGACCGCACUGGAACGCAUCAGCACACCGAGCCGUAAUACUUCACUUCCUGUGUGCUAUGAGUUGAUAAAGGCGAAAGAGCUGAAAAUGCAGCCACCGCUUCCCCCAGUUGCGGUCAGAGAGCUGGUGUGCUCUUGUUUGCACCGGGAUCCAGUGGCGGCAGACCUCCGCUGUAGCCUGUUUGUUGCAGCUGCGCUCCACUACAAGAGGGACUCGCUGCUCCGACCGUUUCCUCCUCGCUACAUGUGUGAGGACACUAAAGACUUCGAUGACUUGCUGGCAGAUGUGAAUUCCUUACCGGGAGUGAGAGAGCUGGUGCGACUGCGACCUGGAGAAGGAGAGCAUCAUCUGGCCCUGGUUCACUGGAUUCUCUCGUCCAAGAGCUUCGCUGUGAAAACACUCCAGAAGGAUGAGUUCUCCAAGCUGUGUAACCUGAUGGACAACGACGGAAUAUUUGUGCCAGCGCCGGACUUUCUCUUCGAGCUGGAAUAUUGUGACCAGAUGGAAGCGCGAUUUGAGAAGACCAGGGCAGACAGGGACGUCUUCUAUGCAUUUCACGGCAGCCGUCUGGAGAACUUUCACUCCAUCAUCCACAACGGUCUUCACUGCCACCUCAACAAGAACUCUGUGUUCGGCGAGGGCACCUACCUCACCAGUGACCUCAGCAUGGCCGUCCUCUACAGCCCUCACAGCAGCGGCUGGCAGCAGAGCCUGCUGGGUCCACUGCUCAGCUGCGUGGCCGUGUGCGAGGUCAUAGAUCAUCCAGAUGUGAAGUGUCAGGUGAAGAAAAAAGAUUCCGAAAUGAUCGACCGCCAACGUUCAAGAGCGAAGAACAGCGAGGGCGGAGAUGUACCACAGAAAUACUUUGUUGUCACCAACAACCAGUUGUUGCGUGUCAAGUACCUGCUUGUUUACUCACAGAGGAGGCACCUGACCAGUCGCUCCCGCAAUUCUUCAUGGCUCUUCAGACACCAUUUUGCCAUCAUGAUGGGCCUCUACCUCCUGCUGCUUGUGGUCAUCGGUGCCUUCAACUCUAACGCCUUCAUUUCCUUCUGGAACCGCCUGUUCAGGUGACAGGACGGACCCGUCGAUCCCCCAGUGCCUUUCUGAGAACACUAACUGGCGACGAGUCGUGGCUUCUUUUCUCUCCACACUUACACAGCCUGUUCUUCUCAUGCCACUCUGAGUUAACUUCUAGUGAAAAUAUACUUUACUCUGACAAUCCUGCCUGGUUAUGGUUCAUUUUAACUGUUUUAAGUACAUACCUUUUAUUAAUUUCCUUUAAUGAUGCCAUUUAGAAUGUUGUGCAAUCUACUAAUUUUAUCUGUGUAUC